Messenger RNA from Cylicostephanus goldi, 868 nucleotides. Lineage: Eukaryota; Metazoa; Nematoda; Chromadorea; Rhabditida; Strongylidae. The record is from the annotation of a GenBank genome assembly.
CAUCAUCAGCGUUGUGGACACUGCUGACACGUCGCCAUUCUUCAACAAGGACAGUUUCAUAGCUGUGAUCUCUGAAGAUGCUCGAGUUGGGACGCGGAUCCUGCAAGUGAAAGCCGAAGGCGAAUCGUCGCUGAAGUACUCGCUAGAAAUUCUCAAAGGCCCUACCGAUGUGUUAGAAAUCGACCGUGAUGGCUUCAUUCGUAACAAGGGCAAACUCGAUUUUGAGUUGUUUCGCGCGAUCAGCGGCCGGGUUCAUGCCAUUGACGAGGACGCAAACGAAGCCGUCACUAACUUUUCCCUCAUUCUCACCGAUGCCAAUGAUAACAGGCCUGUAUUUGUCAACGGCUCCGUAUUUACGGUACAAAUCGACGAAUCCGCAGAAGUGGGCACAGUUUUAAAUCUACCGUAUCCGUUGGCAAGGGAUGGAGAUGUUGGCAAUUUUUCGAGAUUGCUCUACUCGUUAGUAGGCGAUGAUGGACAUUUCACCAUAGAUAGAACGACCUCAAAAAUCAGCGUGUCUUCAAAGCUUGAUUAUGAAACGCAACGCUCACAUUCGCUUACAGUACGAUGUGUAGACAAUGCUGGUGAAGAUCCCUACAAUGAAGUUACUGUACUCGUGCGCGACGUCAACGACAACAUUCCAAUAGUGCACAAUGCCGACCUCACUCAUCUUACCGUAUCUGAAGAUACUCCAGUUGGGACCACUAUCACUGUUAUCAGUACUAGCGAUAUUGAUGAAGGCGGAAAGCAAGAAGUUCAUCUGAGUGUAAAUCACACUCUUUUCCGCAUUGCCGAUGAGGGUAAAUUGGUCGUUGCAGAAAAAUUGAAUGGUUAUGCUGGGGAAAGAGUAGGUUUUCUACACAUCUAA